This is a messenger RNA of Darwinula stevensoni, 2574 nucleotides long. The record is from the annotation of a GenBank genome assembly. Lineage: Eukaryota; Metazoa; Arthropoda; Ostracoda; Podocopida; Darwinulidae.
GAAGUACAUGGUAAAAGUGAUAAAAAUGUAAUUUGGCAAUUUCAUUUGUCAAUCACUGCAGGCUUUGGCCCAACGUUCAACUUCAUAGUUUUAAGUGCAUGUCUAAGUUUAGUUUGAUGCAGAUUUAUCCAUUUUCCAGAAGGUACAUGAGUCUGCUGAGGCUCAAAAAUAGAAUUAGGUUGCUUUUAAAAGCUUUACUCUAACUCUAAGCAAGGCCAAUUAGGGGAGGCUUGUUGGUACCAUUACCAUUAGGUUAAUGAUGAAUUCCCAUCGUUCUCAUGAUGGGAAAACCAAUGCCUCUGGCCAGAGGAAGCAGCGACCAGUUGAGAACAAGGCUUCAAGAAUGCUUUGCAAUGAAGAGAAUGCAGAGGUAUUCCGGGCUAUUGGAAAUCGGUGCAAGACAUUGUCCACAGCAGUGGUGCAGCUGUUCCUCAGCAAGGAGAGUGAUGAUCAUAAGCAAUGGCAUAAGUUCCGAUGUGGUAUCAUCACAUUUGUCAAGGAUAAUGGGAGACGGGCCUAUUUUCUCAGACUCUUUGAUCCUGUCAACUACAACAUGGCAUGGGAGCAAGAGCUCUACCAACAGUUCUCUUACAAGAUGAUGAAUAAUCAUUUUCACAUGUUUGAAGCUCAUGAUUGUAUGGCAGGCUUGAAUUUUGCAAAUCAAGAAGAAGCAUAUGAGUUUGGAGUGUGCAUCAGGGAACAUGUUCAAAAGCGAAGCCAACGGAAACAACAAAAACGUCAGAUGAUGAACAAGGGCCCUCCUAAACCUGUGGUUGCCCAAAAUGGUGGGCUUAAUUCUGGACCAUCACCAUCGAUGCCAUCCAAUGGUAAUAAAGGAAACAAGAAGAGUCGCAAGAAAUCCAAGACUGGGAAGAGAGUCAUAACAAAGGAUGACAUUGGGCUGCCAAGCAAUUUCCAACAUGUCUCUCAUGUUGGUUGGGAUCCCAACCGGGGCUUUGACCUUGACAAUGUGGACCCCCAGCUCAAAGAAUUCUUUUAUAAGGCUGGAGUAUCAGAGACCCACCUCAAGGAUCAAGAAACACGAAGGUUUAUUUAUGACUUCAUUGAGACACAUGGUGGGUUGGAAGCAGCAAUGCAAGAAGUCCAAGAUGUUGGAAUUGGCAGACCACCCCUACCCCCGCAACAACCCCCUCCUCCUGUUCCAUCUCGUCACAACCAAACAAUGAUGGAUUCUGCUGCCAGGAGGCCAACUGUUGCUCCGCCUCCAACACCCCCAAGCCGUCAGAAGCCCCCUCCACCACCUCCCACCAGAGGAGUUCCUCAAAAGACUUCUACCCCAAUCUUCACUACUUUGGCUGAAACUAGCACCAAAAGUGGGAAGGAUCCUGUGAUUAUGGCUUCUUGUGCUGCUGCAGCUUCUCCUCCUCCUGUCCCUCCUCACGCUCUCAAGGAGCCACUUUCUAACAAUCCAUGUGAUAGGCCUUCCAUCUCUCCACCUGUGGAUGCCACUCUGCUUCGACUCAGCUCGGCACUCUCUCAGCUUUGUUCCACGGGCUCCAUUCCUGCUCCUACCUCCCUUGAACCUGAAAGUCCCCCCUCAGAGUAUGGGACCCCUGAGUGGCGGGCUUCUCCAACAGAGGAGCAUGCUCGAAUCCCACCUGUUCCUCCCCCUAGGAGAACUGCACCCCCACCACCACUACCUCAUUCUAUCCGACACCCCUCUGUCCCUCCCCCCCCUCCUCCUCCUCUUCCUCCUCUUCCUCCUGUACAAGAGCCCACACUCAAGGAAGGCAUGUCACAAUCUCUAUACCUGUCCUGUACCAGUUAUCCCUCACUUGUUCAUCUGCAUGAGGCUUGGGGUACCAGCCCGCACGUGCCAACACCUUCUCCAUCAGCAGUUAGUGCUCCAACCCCACCCCCUAUGCCUCCUCCUGCAUCAGCAGGAGGGAAUAAAGGUGCAGCACCUCCUCCACCACCUCCAAUGCCAAGUGGUGUACCGCCUCCACCUCGCAUGCCUCUCCCUCCAAGUCCAUCCUCCAAUGACCCUUCACCCUCAUUACCUGCAAAAUCAGAUAAUCAUGGUGCUCUCAUGGAGGCUAUUCGGAGUGGAGCUACACUAAAGCGUGUGGAUGUUAAUGAAGAGCGAGAGAAACGAUCAUCAGACUCAAAUAGUAGAGGAGCCCUCCUACAGCAGAUUCGUCAAGGUGUAGAGCUGAAAUCUGUGGGUGAGCCUCGUGUGAAAUCUGAAAAUGGCAGUGAAGAAGGUGGUUUGGCAGGAGCAUUGAAGAAGGCCUUGCAGGAUCGGUCACAUGCCUUCCAUUCAAGUGAUUCCUCCACAUCUGACUCCUCAGAGUCAGAGGAGGAUGAAUGGGAGGACUAACUGAUAAACUGCGUCUUUCUGUAAUUAGACAUCCCAGGGAUAUGUGCUCCCUGUGUGUUGAGUUUUUGAUGGGGUUUGCAAAUCUAGUCCACACUGCAGUGACUAGCAGCAUUUUGUCUGGCUUGAUUUCAAGACUGCAAGGAAAAGAAUGAAUCCUCCUUGGUCAUGGAGAGAUCACUGAGCUGGGUCAACUGUCUCUUCUUCUGUGCUAACACCAUGAUCACCAGCCUCCU